Messenger RNA from Callithrix jacchus (white-tufted-ear marmoset), 5011 nucleotides. RefSeq names its product phospholipase C beta 3 (gene PLCB3). The record is from RefSeq and is a predicted model, not a curated record. Gene Ontology annotation, molecular function: phosphatidylinositol-4,5-bisphosphate phospholipase C activity; calcium ion binding; calmodulin binding. NCBI's taxonomy places the organism in Eukaryota, Metazoa, Chordata, Mammalia, Primates, Cebidae. Gene Ontology annotation, biological process: phosphatidylinositol-mediated signaling; phosphatidylinositol metabolic process; lipid catabolic process. Gene Ontology annotation, cellular component: cytoplasm.
CUUGGAGUAGGAGAGGAGGGGGCCUGGGCUGCCUUUAAGGGCAGACCCCUGGGGAGAGACAGGGGGAAACCCUAGGGGCAGUACCCACAGACUCCCCCUCCUCAUACCAUUUGGGGACCUCAGCCCCAGAGUAGGGUCGGGAACCCUGAGAGGGAAUGGGGCUGGGUGUCAGCACAAUGAGGUGGGGAGGUCCGUGUGUUUUAGAGCCUCCUGUCCCUUCUGUUCCCAGGUCGAUGCCCAUCAUUUGUAAGCAAAGCCUACCAUGGGUGGGUCUGGUGCAAUCCCCAUUCCCCAGAAGAGGAAACUGAGGUCUGGAAAGCAGAGACUUAGCCCAGGCCCCACAAUGGGGUGUGGCUGAGGCCAGGAGCUGGGAGCCUGGCAGAAGUCUUGGCUCUCUGCUUCCUGGGUCACAGGGCGCUGGAACCAUACUGCCUGCAAGCAAGUCCUGGCUCCGAUGACCUCGGGCAGGCUACAAAGCAUCCCUGUAACUCAGUCUCCCCAUCUGUUAAAUGGGAGUGACAAGAGCACACCCCUCUUAGGCUCGUUAGGAGGCCUGUGAGUGCGCAGAGACAUUAGGUGCAUUGGACUGUCCUUGGCGCACAGUAGGGGCAGUGUGUGUAUGUGAGACUUUGUACUGAUAAUAACAGUAUUGCCCAUCAGACACCGAGCAGCAGUUUGGGGGUGGCACCCAACAUGAGGCAGGGUCCUUUCCUGGCUGGAAGAGCCUGGGAUGGGAGGGUCCUACCUGUGGCCACUUGGCCACACUGGCCCUGGCUGAGUCUAAACCCUGGAGGACAUCCCCUCUGGCUGCUGGUCCUGAGUCACACGGGUUGGCCCUGGGAGUAUGCCAGGGACUGGGCUCUUCUCAGAAAAUGGGGCUGGCAUGUACUUCCCUGGCCCCUGCCAGCUGCAGGGCUGUUUGAGGGAAGAAGAGCUCACUCAUUGCCUGGUCCUGAGAGCAGGGCGAGUCCCCUCUUGGGGGACUGUGCUUCUAUAAGAUGGGGAGGAGCGUUGAGGCUGUGGGGACCCUGGAAAGUGUGGAGACCUCCAGUCGGAACCUGGUCACCCUGCGUGUGGACCCCAAUGGCUUCUUCUUGUACUGGACGGGCCCCAACAUGGAGGUAGACACACUGGACAUCAGUUCCAUCAGGGACACACGGACGGGCCGGUACGCCCGCCUGCCCAAGGACCCCAAGAUCCGGGAAGUUCUGGGCUUUGGGGGUCCCGAUGCCCGGCUGGAGGAGAAGCUGAUGACGGUGGUGUCUGGGCCAGACCCCGUAAACACAGUGUUCUUGAACUUCAUGGCCGUGCAGGACGACACAGCCAAGGUCUGGUCCGAGGAGCUGUUCAAGCUGGCGAUGAACAUCCUGGCUCAGAACGCCUCCCGGAACACCUUCCUGCGCAAAGCAUACACGAAGCUGAAGCUGCAGGUGAACCAGGAUGGUCGGAUCCCCGUCAAGAACAUCCUGAAGAUGUUCUCAGCUGACAAGAAGCGAGUGGAGACUGCGCUGGAAUCCUGUGGCCUCAACUUCAACCGGAGUGAGUCCAUCCGGCCCGAUGAGUUUUCCUUGGAAAUCUUUGAGCGGUUCCUGAACAAGCUGUGUCUGCGGCCGGACAUUGACAAGAUCCUGCUGGAGAUAGGUGCCAAGGGCAAGCCGUACCUGACGCUGGAGCAGCUCAUGGACUUCAUCAACCAGAAGCAACGCGACCCGAGACUCAACGAAGUGCUGUACCCACCCCUGCGGCCCUCCCAAGCCCGGCUGCUCAUUGAGAAGUAUGAGCCCAACAAGCAGUUUCUGGAGCGAGACCAGAUGUCCAUGGAGGGCUUUAGCCGCUAUCUGGGAGGUGAGGAGAACGGCAUCCUGCCCCUGGAAGCCCUGGAUCUGAGCGCAGACAUGACCCAGCCGCUGAGUGCCUACUUCAUCAACUCCUCGCAUAACACCUAUCUCACUGCGGGGCAGCUGGCUGGGACGUCGUCAGUGGAGAUGUACCGCCAGGCCCUGCUCUGGGGCUGCCGCUGUGUGGAGCUGGACGUGUGGAAGGGGCGGCCGCCCGAGGAGGAGCCCUUCAUCACCCAUGGCUUCACCAUGACCACGGAGGUGCCUCUGCGAGACGUGCUGGAGGCCAUUGCUGAGACCGCCUUCAAGACCUCGCCCUACCCUGUCAUCCUCUCCUUUGAGAACCACGUGGACUCGGCAAAGCAGCAGGCAAAGAUGGCCGAGUACUGCCGCUCCAUUUUUGGAGAUGCACUGCUUAUCGACCCUCUGGACAAGUACCCGCUGGCCCCAGGCGUCCCCUUGCCCAGCCCCCAGGACCUGAUGGGCCGAAUCCUGGUGAAGAAUAAGAAGCGGCACCAGCCUAGCACGGGUGGCCCAGACAACGCCGGGCGCAAGCGGCCGCUGGAGCAGAGCAACUCGGCCCUGAGUGAGAGUUCUGCCGCCACCGAGCCCUCCUCCCCGCAGCUUGGGUCUCCCAGCUCUGAUAGCUGCCCAGGCCUGAGCAAUGGGGAGGAGCGGGUGCUCGAGAAGCCCAGCCUGGAGCUUCGAAAAUCUUUGGGCGAGGAGGGCCUGAACCGGGGCCCCUAUGCUCUUGGACCUGCUGACCGUGAGGAUGAGGAGGAAGACGAGGACGAAGAGGAACAGUCAGACCCCAAAAAGCCCACCACAGAUGAGGGCACAGCCAGCAGCGAGGUCAAUGCCACCGAGGAGAUGUCCACGCUUGUCAACUACAUUGAGCCUGUCAAGUUCAAGUCUUUUGAGGCUGCUCGAAAGAGGAACAAAUGCUUCGAGAUGUCGUCCUUCGUGGAGACCAAGGCCAUGGAGCAGCUAACCAAGAGCCCCAUGGAGUUUGUGGAAUACAACAAGCAGCAGCUCAGCCGCAUCUACCCCAAGGGCACCCGUGUGGACUCCUCCAACUAUAUGCCCCAGCUCUUCUGGAACGUGGGGUGCCAGCUUGUUGCACUCAACUUCCAGACCCUGGAUGUGGCGAUGCAGCUUAACGCGGGCGUGUUCGAGUACAACGGGCGCAGCGGGUACCUGCUCAAGCCAGAGUUCAUGCGGCGGCCGGACAAGUCCUUCGACCCCUUCACUGAAGUCAUCGUGGAUGGCAUUGUAGCCAAUGCCUUGCGGGUCAAGGUGAUCUCGGGGCAGUUCCUGUCCGACAGGAAGGUGGGCAUCUAUGUGGAGGUGGACAUGUUUGGCCUCCCUGUUGACACGCGGCGCAAGUACCGCACCCGGACCUCUCAGGGGAACUCCUUCAACCCUGUGUGGGACGAGGAGCCGUUUGCCUUCCCCAAGGUGGUGCUGCCCACGCUGGCUUCGCUUCGCAUCGCAGCCUUUGAGGAGGGCGGCAAAUUUGUGGGGCACCGGAUCCUGCCUGUCUCUGCCAUCCGCUCCGGGUACCACUAUGUCUGCCUGCGGAACGAGGCCAACCAACCGCUGUGUCUGCCGGCCCUACUCAUCUACACCGAGGCCUCGGACUACAUUCCUGAUGACCACCAGGACUACGCGGAGGCCUUGAUCAACCCCAUUAAGCACGUCAGCCUGAUGGACCAGAGGGCCCGCCAACUGGCUGCCCUCAUUGGUGAGAGUGAGGCUCAGGCUGGCUAUGAGACAUGCCAAGACACCCAGUCUCAGCAGCUGGGGUCUCAGCUGUCCCCAAACCCCAGCCCUAGCCCACUCGAUGCCUCCCCACGCCGGCCCCCUGGCCCUGCCACCUCCCCUACCAGCGCCUCUCUGAGCAGCCCAGGGCAGCGCGAUGAUCUCAUCGCCAGCAUCCUCUCAGAGGUGGCCCCCACCCCGCUGGACGAGCUCCGAGGACACAAGGCUCUGGUCAAGCUCCGGAGCCGGCAGGAGCGAGAGCUUCGGGAGCUGCGCAAGAAGCAUCAGCGGAAGGUGGUCACCCUCACCCGCCGCCUGCUGGAUGGCCUGGCUCAGGCACAGGCGGAGAGCAGGUGCCGGCCACGGCCAGGUGCCCUAGGUCGGGCCGCUGACGAGGACUCAAAGGAGGGGGAGGAUGAGGUGAAGCGCUAUCAGGAGUUCCAGAACAGACAGGUGCAGAGCCUGCUGGAGCUGCGGGAGGCCCAGGCAGACACGGAGGCCCAGCGGAGGCUGGAGCAUCUGAAACAGGCUCAGCAGCGGCUCAGGGAGGUCGUCCUUGAUGCAAACACAACUCAGUUCAAGAGGCUGAAGGAGACGAACGAGAGGGAGAAGAAGGAGCUGCAGAAGAUCCUGGACAGAAAGCGCCACAACAGCAUCUCGGAGGCCAAGACGCGGGACAAGCAUAAGAAGGAGGUGGAACUGACAGAGAUUAAUCGUCGGCAUAUCACUGAGUCUGUCAACUCCAUCCGUCGGCUGGAGGAGGCCCAGAAGCAGCGGCACGACCGUCUUGAGGCAGGGCAGCAGCAGGUCCUGCAACAGCUGGCAGAAGAGGAGCCCAAGCUGCUGGCCCAGCUGGCCCAGGAGUGUCAGGAGCAGCGGGCGAGGCUGCCCCAGGAGAUCCGCCGGAGCCUGCUGGGCGAGACGUCGGAGGGGCUGGGGGACAGGCCUCUGGUGGCCUGUGCCAGCAACGGUCACGCACCUGGGAGCAGUGGGCACCUGUCGGGCGCUGACUCGGAGAGCCAGGAGGAGAACACGCAGCUCUGAACUGGCUGAGCACGAGGUGGCCGCAGGGCCAGGGUUGGCACCGGGUGGAGGGCAGGAGGCAACGACACUAAGCCUUUUUUUUUUUUUUUUUAACUUUUUAUCUCUAGAAAUUUUAUUUUUUUAAACCCGGGGCAAGUACCUCAGCUAACUCCCUUCAUCCUCCUGGGGCCCCUCCUUCCUGCCCUAAGUUCUCUGUUGGGGCCCUGCUCAGGGCCUUGCUCCCCGUGACACCCACACCCUCGAGCUUGCAGCGUCUCCUUCCCUUCCUGGGAGAGCUGGCUAGAGACGCGGAGCUCCGGGAAGUAGGAGUCACAGUUUUUCUCUACUCUCUGGGGAUUUUUUUUACAUGAAUAAAAGGAUUUCAGGGA